AUGGCGCCCCUGUGUUUGGCUGUCCGUCUCCCACUGUUGAUUGUAUUGCUGUUUAUCCUGUGCUCACUGUUUGUUGCACGGAUUGUGUCACCGCUGCGGGUGUAUGAUCGCCUGACACUUCUUAAUAUUCGGGACUCUGUUGGAAAGUCAAUAAUCUGUGGCUCUGAUGGCCAUUCAAAGACGCCGCCUCCUCUCCUGGCGUCUAUACCGCCGCAUCUUCGGCGUCUCUCCUGUUGCUUACCUCGCAAAAGUCGCCGCAGAAGACGAGGAAAGCGAGGAGGGAUCCUUGUUAAAGUGAAAGCUUAUCUGGCUUCCGUCCACGAUCCCCGUCGCUUCCCAGCUGGAUCCCUCGCAGACUACAACGGAUACGAUCUACGGAGCUCCACGGAGUACAGAUAUCGCUGGCUCCGGCCAGUUCUCCGGGACACCGGGGUUUUGCUCCCGUGUUGUCGGCCAGUGCGGAUCUCCCAGCGGGGCUGUGUGCCGGGGAAUCUCCGCUCGCUCAGCCGCUUCUCUCGCCUGACUGGUCGAUACGCAGCUCAUAUGCCGCUGUUAAACGCCAGAUAUUUCGCGAAUAAGACAUUUAUUUUGAACGACUUUUUCGCUACCCGCGAAUUGGAUUUCCUCCUGCUGACAGAGACUUGGUUAAAACCAGGUGAGAUCGGUGUUUUCUCGGAGCUCCUCCCACCCGGCUGCUCCUUCUUCAGCACCCCCUGUGCUACCGGUCGUGGUGGCGGUGUGGCUGCUAUAUUCAAAGAGACCUUCAGAUGCAAAAUAAUAAAGGCUAAUAAUUACUCCACCUUUGAGCUGCAGUUGUCUGUGAUCGACCUCUCGUGUCCUGUGCUGUGUGCCACAGUUUAUCGCCCACCCAAUUUUAACAAAAACUUUCUCCAAGAGUUCUCUGAGUUCUUGUCUGAUGUAAUUCCCAAGUUUGAUAAAAUAUUGAUUUGUGGGGACUUUAAUAUUCAUGUUUGUUGUGCAGCAAAUCAACUUGCGAAUGAGUUUAAAGGCCUUUUGGACUCGUGUGGCCUCACUCAAUCUGUAAAUGCACCAACACACGAACACGGGCACACUCUUGACCUUGUCAUUUCUCGUGGGCUUUCAGUUUCCCUUAGAGAAAAAGUCGACACUGCUAUCUCGGAUCAUCUUCCGAUUGUUUUUGAUGUUGUUGCCCCCCCACCUCCCAACAAACCCAUUUCCCCAGCCUGUAGACGCCGUAUCUUCACUCCAUCAACGGCCAGAGAGUUUGCUAUCGCCUUUGGGAACUCUCAGAUGCAUGCUCACAGUGGACUGGUCCCCUCCCUCUGUCCGGACACCCUGCUCUCCACAUUUCACUCUACAUGCUCUGA
Messenger RNA from Xyrichtys novacula (pearly razorfish), 1349 nucleotides. The record is from the annotation of a GenBank genome assembly. Lineage: Eukaryota; Metazoa; Chordata; Actinopteri; Labriformes; Labridae.